CUAUUGUCAGUUGUCACUGUCGUAAAUCUAGUCCGUCACGUCACAACCGAACUUCGGAACUUUAAAAAUUACAUUACAUAUUUAUUAGCUAUUUUGCAAAUACGAUGAGUUGACGUGUAUUCUAAAGUACUUAUAAACUAAUGCAUUCCAUUUAAAAAAUUACAUACGUAAUUUAAAUUAAAAUGGCCGGUGCCCCGCUGAAAUUUGGUUCACUUUUAUCUAUAUGUAUUGUGUUGUAUGCGGUGUUUUACCGUAAGAAUUAUGAAAGUGAUUUAAGAUUAUCUCCUGUGAGAGAACAUCUGUUGUUUUUGGAGAGUGAAAAUAAAGUGGGUUUGGGUAAUCGGCAGCCGAAAGUAGCGCUAGGUUACGGCGCAUGCCACGACCUAUUCGUGAAUGCAACCUUGUUGCUAGACUACCGGGAACUGAAAGGCGCCCCGGAACAUUUCAACGAAAUAUCAAGCAAGGAAGAGUUUCUUAAAAGUUUUGCAUAUUUCUUCAAACAUGGAGCUGCAGCUGAGAGAUUUAUGUCUAAUGCCAAACUUUAUGAUGAGCUGAUAGAGCAAGCUCUGAAGCUCCCUGACACAAGAUGGGCCAUCGGUGGCAAUGCCCCAUUGAUGGCAAAACGCUUUCACAUGGAAGGUUGGAAAGUUUUGUUUGCAGCAAAAAUGAGUAAGAAAUUAAAAGAAUACAUUCCAGACGAGAUCAAAAUAGUUGGAGAUGAAGAAAAUGAGGAAGUGAAAGAUGAUGUUCACAUGAUCCUGGAGUACAAAUCAGAUGAAAAGUUUGGCUCAUACAGGGCACCAAGAGCCAACAGAUAUAUUAUGCAUAAUGAUGAAAACAAUCCGUUAUUAAGUUCCUUAGAGAAAUUUGGAGAUCACUUGCCAGGGUUUAAGCCUAACUUGCUAGUCAUUAGUGGGUUGCAAAUGAUGGAUAACUAUCCAUUUAAGACUGACAAUGAUAAAGAUCUCAGAGCAGAAAGACUUGAUAUGGUUAAAGAACAAAUUCUUUCCCAACCUUUAAACACACUUGCACAUUUUGAAAUGGCCAGCUAUGUUGACUUAGAAUUACUGAAACACUUAACCACUAAAGUCUUACCUUUUGUUGACUCUGUGGGCAUGAAUGAACAAGAACUGACAAAUUUGUACAGUGUUUUAGAAUAUGGUGAAGUAAGUGUUGUUGCCGACUCAAAUCCCAGAGUGGCAACUGCUUUGGAUCAAAUGCGUAAAACAUUUCAUCUUAUAAAGAAACAGAACAAAAAGUAUGAUAGCAACCGCAGACUAACUAGAAUCCAUGUCCACACAUUAGCAUAUCAAGCUAUAAUGACUGUGAAGGAUUCAAAAUGGAAGAGAACAGAAGCAGCAGCAGCUAAGGCAUCAUUGACUGCACACAGAUAUGUGUGUAAUACAAAAGAAAUAUCGCUAGAGAAAGCUAAAUUAUUGCUUGACGAUAGUUUCUCUACAACUACAGACAAUGAUAACAACAGCAGGGUGUUCUUUGAGCCAUCAAAGCCUGUAGCAUGUUGGGAGGAGGAAGUAGAUGGUGACAAGGUCGAUAUUUGUGUAGCUCCUGUUCUUAUUUGCACUGAAGCUCAGCUCACCGCUGGUGCUGGUGACAACAUUUCUGCGGCAGGCCUGAUCUUGCAAGUGGAAAAAUGA
Messenger RNA from Manduca sexta (tobacco hornworm), 1655 nucleotides. RefSeq names its product ADP-dependent glucokinase. The record is from RefSeq and is a predicted model, not a curated record. Lineage: Eukaryota; Metazoa; Arthropoda; Insecta; Lepidoptera; Sphingidae. The transcript is spliced from 3 exons. Gene Ontology annotation, cellular component: endoplasmic reticulum. Bases 183 to 1655 code for a protein of 490 amino acids. Gene Ontology annotation, molecular function: ADP-specific glucokinase activity. Gene Ontology annotation, biological process: glucose metabolic process.